AUGGCUCCCUCAUCUUUUUGUUAUUCCACCACGCAUCUAGUUACCACAGUAAUUUGUUAUAUCGUUAUCUUUGCAUGUUGUAAUUUGUUUCGUUUGACCGAAUCGGUGGAUUUCAAGAUCGAUCGUUUUGAUGCUGGUGAUACGAGUAUAACAUAUUCAGGGGAUGCAGCCGUUUCUGCUGGAGUCGUACAGCUCAUAAACACAAAAACCACUUACCCCUAUGGACGCGUUGGUCAAGCCAUAUACGCGGAUCCGGUCCAAAUAUGGGACCGACAUUCUCAUAAGCUUACCGAUUUCACUACUCACUUCACUUUCAUUAUUGAUGCAUAUGCCGAGAACUCAUAUAGUCACGGGCUUGGUUUCUUUCUAGCCCCGGUUAGCUUCCAAAUCCCACCCAACUCAGGUGGUGGCUUUUUAGGCCUCUUCAAUUCAACUUACACAGAUUCAUCACAGAACCAAAUGAUAGUCGUCGAGUUUGAUACGUUUUGGAACAUGCAAUUCGAUCCUCCAAAAGUAGGUACUCAUGUAGGUAUUAAUAGGAACUCCAUUUCUUCUGCUAAUUGCACUUAUUGGAAUGCUAGUUUACACAGUGGAGACUCUGGAGAUGCCUGGGUUUCUUACAAUUCUACUGCUCAAAUGCUAGACUUGCGUUGGAGCUACGGUGCUGGAAACGAUUCUAAUACAGAUACAGGUCUUUCAUAUCAAGUCGACCUCCGGGAAGUUCUUCCUGAGCAAGCAAUAGUCGGGUUUUCAGCAGCUACUGCUGGCAGUAAUGGAGUGAGAACUAUCAUUCAAAGGUGGGAGUUCAAUUCAACCUUGCAAAUAAAUGAAAACAGUAGUGAAGAUAAUCCCAAGGAAUUUUGGAAACUAGCGGUUGGCUUAACUGUCCCUUUUAGUGUUCUAGUUGUGGCAGCAGCAUGUGUUAUAUUAUGGAGAAGACAAUUAAAACCUACAAAGGAGCUAGAGAAAGUCACAUUGACAUCCAUAAACGAAGAUCUUGAACGAGGAGCGGGUCCAAAAAGGUUUUCUUAUAGUGAUCUCGCUACUGCGACCAAUAACUUCUCUAAAGACAGGAAGUUGGGUGAGGGAGGAUUCGGGUGUGUCUACAAAGGCUACUUACCACGUGAAGGUAUCGUAGUUGCUGUCAAGAAAAUUUCACAGGGUUCUCGACAAGGAAAGAAAGAGUACAUAACUGAAGUGAAGAUUAUUAGCAGCUUAAGACACCGAAACUUGGUGAGACUAAUUGGUUGGUGUCAUGAUCAAAGUCAGUUCUUGCUUGUUUAUGAGUUUUUGCCAAAUGGAAGCCUUGACUCUCACCUAUUUGCUCAUAGAAGUCACAUUGAGUGGGCUGUAAGGUACAAAAUUGCGACAGGCUUAGCUUCUGCAUUACUGUAUUUACACGAGGAAUGGGAACAAUGUGUGGUGCAUCGGGAUAUCAAAACAAGCAACAUUAUUCUAGAUUCUGGAUUCAAUGCGAAGCUUGGAGACUUUGGAUUGGCCCGACUUAUGGACCAUGAGAUGGGGCUAGAAACAACCGGUUUAGCUGGAACUUUAGGCUACUUGGCUCCUGAGUGUCUAACAACAGGAAAGGCGAGCAAAGAGUCAGAUGUAUAUAGCUUUGGGGUUGUUGCUUUAGAAAUUGCUUGUGGGCGAAAGGCUACAGAUAGGGUUGACCCGAAUUCUGGUCUUGGGUUGGUGAAGUGGGUUUGGGAUUUACUAGAAAAAGAUGAGCUGCUUACGGGUGUGGACCAGAAGCUGAACAACGAAUUUGACGCGAAAGAAGUGGAAUGUUUGAUGAUGGUGGGGUUAUGGUGUGUACAUCCUGACCGGAGCUUGAGACCGUCAAUCCGGCAAGCGUUUCAAGUGCUGAAGUUUGAGGCCGCGGUCCCAAAUCUUCCAAUCAAGAUGCUGGUGCCCGUACACUCUGGUGAUCCCGAAGUCAGUUCUGGAGCUGCUUCGGUGACUUACGCUAGCAUUGAUAUGAUACGUUGA
This is a messenger RNA of Erigeron canadensis, 1992 nucleotides long. RefSeq names its product L-type lectin-domain containing receptor kinase IX.1-like. The coding region runs from base 1 to 1992 and encodes 663 amino acids. The record is from RefSeq and is a predicted model, not a curated record. Gene Ontology annotation, molecular function: protein kinase activity; ATP binding; carbohydrate binding. NCBI's taxonomy places the organism in Eukaryota, Viridiplantae, Streptophyta, Magnoliopsida, Asterales, Asteraceae. The transcript has a single exon. Gene Ontology annotation, biological process: protein phosphorylation. Gene Ontology annotation, cellular component: plasma membrane.